Clonostachys solani is the source of this 1923-nucleotide messenger RNA. Lineage: Eukaryota; Fungi; Ascomycota; Sordariomycetes; Hypocreales; Bionectriaceae. The record is from the annotation of a GenBank genome assembly.
AUGAGAUCAUCUAUUCUCUUUGGCCUGGCCGGCGUCGCCUCCGCCCACUUGCCAAAUAUCGUCAAUGAUAUCGUCAAGCCAGUUACCUCAAUCACUCCCAUCGUCGGAGGGCUCGUCGGAGGGGUUAUCCCAGCAGUCUGCGACCUGACCGAGACCUGGGACAACCAUGUUCUCUUUAGCGGGAUUGUUGGUGCUGCGACCGAGACCUCCGCGGCCGUCUCACUUGAGCUCGUUUUGAACCAGGCUCAUGUUGAGGGUCAGAUUAGUCUGGCACCACUCGAGAACUUCCUCGCAGAACCAACCAUUCGCCUCAACCUUGCCAGCUUCCAGGCCUAUGUGGAUGUCGAUCUCUCAGCCUCGGCGGGUGUUUUCCAGACCGUCACCCUCAUUGCUUCACCCGAGCUUGCCAUCGACCUUGGUGUUCUUGAGAUUGACUUGGGUGCUGCCUUUGCGCUCGAUCUCGUCGUUGGUGUUAGCGCUGCCGUCGACCUGUCUGCUGGAUUCUACAUUUCUUUCUCCGAGGGUGACUACAUCGAUCUCUCUGUAGUGACCAAGCAAGUCCGUGGCAGUGUCCUCACUGGACUUGGUGUCAAGGCCCUGCCUCUCACUGUUGGUGCUGCCGUUGAUUUGUCUACUGAUAUCGAUGUUCUGCUUGGUCUCCGCCUUCGAUCCCACAUCAGCGUCGGUGCCGAUGUUGAACUGCUUGGUCUUGACCUCCUUGAUGCAGGUGCUGAGAUUUCCAUCUGGGCUGACUUGGUCAAGCACAAGAUCACUCUUGGUCAGACUAAGGAAUGUGCUGUCUCUGUCGGUAACGAGUUCGGUCUCAACGUUGGCAUUGCUGUCGAAGCUGGUAUCAACGUUGCCGAUAUCCUCGAUAUUAGCCUUGCUCCUACCGUCUCUGUUGAGCUGGCCCGCGCUGAUAAGGGUGUUGCUUGCCUGUCCGGCCGUGACGGCAAGGAGAACCUCGAUGCCACUGGCGGUCUUAACUCCCCUUCAACUCCAUCCACCAGCGGUCUCGCUUCUCCUUCAGCUCCAUCCACCAGCGGCCUCAACUCUCCCGUUACUCGUUCCACCAGCGGUCUUACUUCCCCAAGCACCCCGACGCCUACCCCCAGUGCCUCUGUUACUAGCGUUGGCAACGGUGGCCUGGUCACGAGCACCAUCAGCAGCACUACGACCUACACUAUUACUAGCUGCCACGUCUCCGUGCCUAACUGCCCUGCGUCCCAGACCCAAGUCAUCGUCACAUCAGUUGUUCACUCAACUGUGACCGUCUGCCCUGCUACACAGACCUCAUUCCCCACGACGACUCCUGCCUCCGCCGUGAGACCCGUCCCCACCAUCACCGAGACUCUGACCACCAUUGUGCCUUGCAAGCCUACCUCUAGCACCUUCACACCCCCUCCUAGUGCUACUGCGACUCCCGUUCCCACCGUCACUAUCAGCGACACCGUCACCGUCUGCCCAUCCCAGGCAUCCACCCAACACCCAGUUCCUUCGGGCGGCCCCUCUGCUGGCCCCUCGGUCUCUGUUCCUGUUUCCGGUGGCCCCUCGGCUAGCCCAUCAGUCUCUGUUCCUGCUUCCACCGGCGUUUCCACGACCGCAUCUUCAGCUCCCAGCGUCCCUGCGGGCGAGACCCCUACUGGCGGAGCUCCAUCCGGCCCUGCUCCAUCCGGCGGCCCCAUCCACACCCCCAGCGCUCCUUACCCUUCUUCAAACAACACCUGGACCAGCGUCUACAGCCCUCCUGCUUCGUCGGUCCCUGCCACUUCGAUCCCCGCUACCGGUGUUCUUCCCUCAACUACUGGUGCCAAUUCCCCCGUGCAGCCUUCUGCCACUCCUUCCGGCAUCACCUCGUCGGCUGGGUCCCUGCAGGUCGGAAUUGCCAUGAUCGUGCCCCUUAUUUUGGCUCUGCAUCUGUAA